Andrographis paniculata is the source of this 926-nucleotide messenger RNA. RefSeq lists its product as uncharacterized. NCBI's taxonomy places the organism in Eukaryota, Viridiplantae, Streptophyta, Magnoliopsida, Lamiales, Acanthaceae. The record is from RefSeq and is a predicted model, not a curated record. The transcript has a single exon. Bases 208 to 747 code for a protein of 179 amino acids.
AUUCAUCAUCAUCAUCCAUCCCCACUGGCUGCUUAGCUCCCUCUCCUUUUUCACUUUCUCUCUUCUUUUUUUCCCAUUGAUCCCUCUUUCUCUCUCUCUCUCUCUCUCUCUCUCUCUCUCUGGAUGAGAGAGAAAUAGGAAUGAAUAGAUAAGAGAUUGGUUUAUAUUAGAAGACGACAAGAAAGUACUGUGGUGUUGAGUUCUGCCAUGAAAGAAACCAUCAGGUGCUGCAUUGCUUGUAUUCUGCCAUGCGGGUCGCUAGACGUCAUCCGGAUCGUCCAUUCCAAUGGACACGUGGAGGAAAUCCGUGGCUCCGUCAGAGCCGCUGAAAUCAUGAAGCUCCACCCCAAACACGUCCUCAAGAAACCUCCGUCGUCGUCGCCGUCAGAUAACGGCGUCUGCCCCAAAAUCGUCGUUCUUCCCCCCGACGCCGAGCUGCAGCGCGGCAAGAUUUAUUUCCUGAUUCCCCGGCCACCGUCGCCGGAGAAGCCUCGCUCCAAGCCAAGGUCGUCUCCGUCGUCGAAGCGGAAGAAGAAAUCUGACCAAUCGGCCGCCGCCGGAGGAGGCGGCGACGGCGGGAAUGAUAUCUCCGUCGCAAAUCUACUCAUUUCCGACCGGUAUUUGAGCGAGAUCCUGUCGGAGAAAGUCUCCACUCACCAGAGAGACCGGCGGCGAGGCCGCGCCGCCGUCUGGAGACCCCACUUGGAGAGCAUUUCCGAGACGACGCCGCCGACGUCCGAAGCGUAAUUGAUUCUAAUUUCCCAUCUUCUCCAUCAAAAUUUUCCCUCUCCUCCAUAAACUCAAAUCUUUACUUUUUUUUUUUUGGGUUCACAAUCAGAUUACUCGUUAGGGUUUCAAAAUUGAAAUCUUGGAAUUGCCUGCAAUUUGCUUUACAUUGUCCGAACGUACAGUUCUUGCAAAUUUUA